Entrophospora sp. SA101 is the source of this 819-nucleotide messenger RNA. NCBI's taxonomy places the organism in Eukaryota, Fungi, Glomeromycota, Glomeromycetes, Entrophosporales, Entrophosporaceae. The record is from the annotation of a GenBank genome assembly.
AUGAUUGCCGUGGGUAAAGAAAGCGAGAUUGUCCAAAAAGCCGAAGUAGUAAUGCCUAGUGCUAUUCCCGUGCGAAAUGUGGCUAAUUACAUUGCUGCUAAUCCUAAUAACCGCUCCCAUGUUGACGCAAUUUUAUUUGGCAGUGAAAGUUUUAUCCCUUACUGGCAACAAGUUCACGUUAAAGACAGCACUCAUGUCUACGCUGACAUUAACGAAAAAGAUUUAUUAGAGUUCUGCGAAUUCUUGUUCCCCUCUAACCUGGCUACUAACAAUAACCAAUUAAUUAGUUUACAAACCGGACAAAUUGCCGGGACAGCUAAUGAUUACCGUUUAACCAGUGGUGCCAAUAAUUAUGAUUUACACAGCAAAGAUUAUAAGAAUUUAACUUUAUUCCCGCUUUACGAAACUUCUACCACCGAAGUAAAGAAAUUUAAUAAAACGCACGAUCUAGAUAAAGUAGAGGACGCUAACGACGCUGAUGCUGAUAAAUCCUCCGCCUUAUACGCUUUGGCUCACAACUAUCCUUUAAGCAAAGAUAAAUUAAUUGACGGCACUAACCUUAUUCCCCAAAGCGAACCCAACAGCGAAGAAUACUUAAAGAAAAAAGCCGAGUUAGACGCGAAAAAGCUAGAAUUAGACGAAGUCCAAGCAAAAUACGACGUUGACCUAUCUGACCACAAUGCUAACAACCAACGCAUUAAAGAGUUAGAAAAAGAAUUAGGCAAAUACACCAAGAAAGAUAAAAACGCUCUGCACGCGAAAUUAAAAAGGGUUCAGAACCAAAUUGAAGCCACCUAUGACGCUACUAACCAGAAGUGA